AUGGCCUCCCUCGAGCUUACCUACCAGGAUGUGGCCGAGCACAACACCAAGAAGGAUCUGUACAUGGUCAUCCACGAUGUGAUUUAUGACGUGGGCAAGUUUGUCGACGAGCACCCUGGUGGCGAGGAGGUUCUUCUCGACGUCGGCGGUCAGGAUGCCACCGAGGCCUUCGAGGAUGUCGGUCACAGCGACGAGGCCCGCGAGACGCUCGAGCAGCUCAAGGUUGGCACUCUGAAGCGCAACCCCAACGACCCCAAGCCCAAGACCCCCCUUCCCGGCGCCGUUGCCCCGGCUGCCAACAACGACUCGGCCGGCUUCGGCGUCGGCCUCUACGCCAUCAUCCUCAUCGGCGGUCUGAUCGGCUACGGCGCCUACCAGUACCUCCAGCAACAGCAGAAUCAGCCCAGCGCCUAA
Chaetomium globosum CBS 148.51 is the source of this 414-nucleotide messenger RNA. Its product is annotated as cytochrome b5, putative. Gene Ontology annotation, cellular component: intracellular membrane-bounded organelle; endoplasmic reticulum membrane. Gene Ontology annotation, molecular function: heme binding. Gene Ontology annotation, biological process: sterol biosynthetic process. The transcript is spliced from 3 exons. Lineage: Eukaryota; Fungi; Ascomycota; Sordariomycetes; Sordariales; Chaetomiaceae. The record is from RefSeq and is a predicted model, not a curated record. The coding region runs from base 1 to 414 and encodes 137 amino acids.